This is a messenger RNA of Orbicella faveolata, 9140 nucleotides long. RefSeq names its product leucine-rich repeat serine/threonine-protein kinase 2-like. Gene Ontology annotation, molecular function: protein binding; protein kinase activity; ATP binding. Gene Ontology annotation, biological process: protein phosphorylation. The record is from RefSeq and is a predicted model, not a curated record. Lineage: Eukaryota; Metazoa; Cnidaria; Anthozoa; Scleractinia; Merulinidae.
CAUGGAGAGCAUCGAAUGACUUGAAAAUAAAGAGUAAGAUAUUUGCUAGCAUGUCCUCAACAUAGCCACUUCAGCCAGGUACUUGUAUGCUGUAUACACUGCAGACAGAGGUGCAAUAUUCAUCUAGUUUUAUCCAGGGUCGGCUUCACAGAAUUUUGAGCGUCGGAUCGGAAGGAAGCUUGAGGGAAGGGAUCAGAUCAGUUAACCUCACGUUGGGAGCGGUUUCGGAUCAUCCCAAAUAAUGUUAUGCAACGAGCUCAAGUUACGCUGAGUUAUGAAAGGACUCCGAUUAUGACAUCAGUUCUUUCUCUCUUGUCAGUUCAUUUUAUUUAAUCAUCCAAGUUGGUCUUGCCUACUGAGGAAGAAGAAAAGCGUUUAUUUGUAAGAGGGUUUUGUUUAAAGAGGAUUUCUAAUGGCCCUGAUCUACCCUGAUACCUCCUUUUGUGAGCAAAGCUCCCGACUGCUAGAAAGUUUGAACGGAGCAAAGCCUACGAUGGCCUUGGAAGACGAACUAAACCAGGAAAAUAUACAAGAAUUACUCAAACUGCUCUGUUAUAUCAAGAAUAAUUCUAACGAGGCGCAAGUGGAGAGCUGCAUGAGUUUACUAGCCGAGGUUCUAGAUGACGAAGAAGUUGAAGUGGAUUCAGAGCCUCUUGAAAGAGAGCAAGCUCACAGGACAAUAAUGUCUGCAAUGCAAGAUUUUAACACCAACCGCAAAAUUCAACUAGACGGCUGUUAUGCGCUUUCCAGACUUGUGUUGCUUAGUCCAAAAGUAAGAUCCGAACUGCAGAAGAAACAGGCUCAACGAUUUAUUUUGAAAAUGAUGGGAAGGCACCCUGACAACAUGUGCCAAGUUGUAGGCUGUAAAUUAUUGUCUGCUCUGUGCACUUCUUCUACGACAAGAAGCGAUGCUGUCGAUAAUGGAGCUAUCGAUACAGUUCUUUCAGCAAUGAGCCAUUUUGGCGAGGACGAGGAGUUUUAUAUUCCCGCGUUUGAAGCUUUGACACGGUUACUGUCAGACGAUCCGAUUGCACAGACAGACUUCAUAAGCAUGGACGUGAAAGAUGUACGGAAAAAGUAUCGUAUGGUGGUAGAAAUCAUGGAGAAACACGCUAAAUCAGGAGAGAUUCAAGAGCAAGGUAUACAGUUGAUGUGUGUUUUGGCAUCUUCAGAACAAAACUGCUGUACUCUUGUUCGUGGGAGAACAUUUAUUGUUGCAUUAGAAGCAAUGAAGAAACAUUGUGAUUGCCCUGGGGUGCAAGCAGCUGGGUGCCAACUCCUGGUACUUCUGGCAGACUUGGAGUCUCACAGGGAGAUUUUAGUUCAACAGAACAUUGUCCUAGUUGUAAUUCUCCAUGCGUUACAGAAUUUUAAGGAUUGCGUUGACAUUCAGAAAAGUGGCUUGACUGCAUUAGCCCUGCUCACGGAGGCACUUGAGAAAAAGCUGCAACACGAAAUACAGAAUUGCAUGUGGACGAGAGAGGUUUUCACUGCCAUGACAAGCCAUUAUGACAACCCAGAAGUCUUACAUGCUGCUUGUCAUGCCCUGCAAGAGUUGAUUGAUGUUUGUCCUGAUGUGUUGGACGAAAUGGGUGAUGAGCCUGGUGAUAGCACCAUUCCUUUACACAGCUGCAGUAUGGCUGCCUUGGUGUUACACAUGGAUGAUCCAGAGCUAUGCGAGUCAUCAUGUAGAGUCUUAGCUUCCAUUGUCAAUAACUCUAGCUCUCUAAGGGAGAAUUUGAUAUCCAAAGGAUUACACUUGAACAUUGUCCAUGCAAUGAAGCAACACAAAUGGAAAGCUGAAGUUCAACAGUGGGGCUGCAGAGCACUGCGAGGAUUGUCAUUGUCUGGGUGUGGUCACAAAGAACUCUUGGUUAACUGUGGUGUUUUAGAGCUCAUCUUCAAUUGUGCUCAAAGGUUUGGAGACCAUGUUGGUGUCCAAGAAGAAGCAAUAGCACUAAUUGCUUGCUUGGCAACUGAUGUUGAGCUUGUCUGGCACCAAAGUGCUGUUGAGGGUGUUCAUUGUAUGAUUUUGAAUGCCAUGGACAAUUUUCCAGACCAGAUAUCCCUGGCAGAGAUCUCAUUAGAGGCUUUGGGUGUGCUUGCUGCUGCUGAAGAAAUUCCAGAUCUUUUAGUCUCUAAAAGUUCAGAUCAUGGUGGUGUGGAUACCAUUUUUAAUGCGAUGAGCAGGCACCUAACAGAACCUGCAAUACUUCAGAAAGGAUGCAUUCUUAUUCAGGUGCUGGCACCUUUGUUGUCAGAUGAUCAUUGUCAAAGGGCAGUGUCAAGUGUCAUUCAGGCCAUGUGCGAGGCUAAGGAAGAUAGAGGUGUUCAAGCAGAAGGCUGCGCAGCCAUGCUGGUCAUUGCUCAAAUAGAUGAAGGGAAGAGUACAAUUUUGGUGAACAAUUGUGCACACGAAAGACUUUUUUACAUUUUGGAAAACUUUUCUGAAGAACCAGAGCUUGUGUUUUUAUCCAGCGAAUGCAUUCGGUAUCUUGGCUGGGAACGGAAUCUGAAAACACAGAUGUUGCUGUCGGCAUGUGCUGGAGGCCUUCUCAAAGGAGCUGACUGUCUGAUAAAGAAGGGUGCAGAUGUCAAUGCUGGUCAUGGCGAGAACACACCACUUUGCCGUGCUUGCCAGAACGGCAAGGAAGAAAUGGUCAAGUUCCUUCUCACUCAAGGAAUCACAGACAUUCAGAGUUCACUAAGGGUUUCUCUUGAGAUGGGUUAUAGCAACAUUGUGGGACUGCUUCUGCAGCAUCUUGGCCAUGACAAAGAAGCUGGUAUCAUUGCAUUCAGCAACCUUAAUUUGGGUAAUUUGCUCCCGCAGUGGAUGUCGCCUUCUCUAGCUGGUAGUAAGUACUCUCCACCAGUCCUUAGUACUGGCUGGACUGAAUUCCUGGACGAUGCGGAGAGAACAACGCAACUAAGAGCAACUCUAAGUAAUCGCCUUAGAAGAAAAGGGAGUGAACCAAUCUUAAACAAGCCUUUGGAUGGUAGCUUAACUGGGUGGCAGGCGGACAAAGCAAGUGUCCCUUCUAGCAUAGAUACAUUAGUGGGCCUGGAGCAUGAGUCAGACAAUGAUUCUGAUUCCGACUCUGACAUUGAUAUGAAUGUUCCAGAAUUAACUGAAAAAUCAGCAUUGCGGGCACGUAGCGUCAGUGGAGCUUCCUUCCCCUACAGCUCACAUGAUCCUCGUGUUGUGUCUCCCUUUUCAGACAGGAACUGCGUUAUUUUACCCAGGAGUGCUCACAGCAGGUCAUUUGAUGAGUACCUGCCAGAAUGUAGGCGGCCCAUGCUGAAGAGGCGUGCACGCAGUGACAUAAUUCCUCCGGUCAACAGUGUAGAUGCCUCUUCUUAUUCUACAAAGGUAUCGCCACUGCCAUAUACCGACUCUGAACAGAUUGGCAGAAUAACAGAACCCGAAGAAGACGUGCCUGGUGUGUUUGAAAUGCCCAACAAUAGCUACGUGUACAACUGGGAUCCUCAGCAGGGUUACCGAGUACGGUCCCUGAGUACAUGCAGUGAUGAGUUUGACAGUGGGAGAUUCUUUGGCCAAUGUGCAGACAGAAGAAGGUCAAGGACUUGCGAGCCCUUUGAAGCAAAAAGAAAGCGAAAGCAGUCAAUCAGAGCUAUCUCUGCCAAGGCAACAGUGCGAUUGAUUGAUGCUUCAAGCAACAACAUCUUGAGCCUGGAGCCACUUGCAGAAGCCUCUCCACUUCUCCUUGCAUAUCUGGCUAAAGUCGAGAAGCUUGACCUGAGUCAUAACCACUUGUCAAAAUUUCCGUCUUUGCUUUGUGAUGCUAUGCCGCAAUUGCGAUAUGUGAAUCUGAGUCACAACGAGUUUUCGAGUUUUCCUUACUGCUUUAUCCAGACAGGGGUGAAAGUCUUAAACUUGUCACACAACAAGAUAAAGAUGGCCCGGCCUCGACAUCCUGGAGAUAGCAAUGUUAUGCUUGAGAACUUGAACUUGUCACACAAUGAGGAAAGCUGUUUCCCUGAGUGGUUGGGAGAUAUAUUUCCGGCAUUAACAAGUCUGUAUGUGGUGGACAAUAACAUGACAAAGCUGCCGGAUUCUGCUUUGAAACUACGGCGACUGAAAACUCUCGACUUGUCAAACAAUCAGCUCUCGGAGAUUCCUCGUGAAUUCGUUUCAGAAUGUCUUUCUCUUGAAACUCUUGUGGCUUCAAACAACAACUUCACAACGUUGCCAGAGAUUGUGGCGCCGUCCUUGACAAAUUUGAAAACGGUUCGGUUAAACAAGAAUAAACUUGGGGGGCAGUCUUCAAAGAAACAAUUUUCAUUCCCGCGAUUUCUUCUCAAACUCCCCAAUGUGAAAGUUGUGGAUCUUUCAAGUAACAAUCUGGAGGACAUCCCACCUCCUAUUUCCUGGUCUACACAGCAGCUGAAAGAGCUCGUUCUUGCUGACAACAAGAUUAAAAAGCUCUCCUUGGAGGGUGCAGAGAAGUGGGCAUACCUCGAAAGGCUGAAUUUAAGCGACAACUGUCUGAAGUCAGUGCCGGGUAGAAUUGGUGAAUUAAAAUCACUGACCUCCCUUAAUUUGAGCCGCAACACUGGUAUCACACACUUGCCGGAUGAGAUGGGAAGAUUGUCCAGUCUGUGGGACCUGCAGUUGGUUGGCCUCAAGCUUGAUCUGGACUCAGCUAUUCUAGAAAGCAGAGCUCAGGAACUCAUAGGAUUCCUGCACUCCAGGCUCAAGAAUUCCGUGCCUUAUUAUCGUAUGAAGUUGGUUGCUGUUGGCCAGGCAGGACGAGGAAAGACGACAUUGUUGAACCAGCUACAGGAAGAUAUUGCUUCAGGACCACACCAUGAUGUAAUGGCGAGAGAAUGGUGUGUCAGAGAUACAAAAGCUGAGUGCAAAGUGUGCCACCGCAAGAGCGUGAACUAUGUCAUCAACACAUGGGAUCUCAAAGGACGUGAUGACUUGUACAGCGCUUAUCAGUGCCUCCUGUCAUCAAGGACAUUGUUUCUGGCAGUCUAUGAUGUGAGCAAAGGCACCAGUGAGAUCGAUUCUCUUAAGCCCUGGCUCCUCAACAUACAUGCCUGCGCACCAGAGGCGUCAGUCAUGCUUGUGGGUACUCAUAAGGAUAAGGUGCCAAAGGACCAGGUCACCGAGUUGCUAAAUGAGAUCAAGGUAAGGGCCCUUAGCAUGUGUGCUGGUGCUGGCUUGCCCCAGGUCAAGAGCCACGUGGUACUUGACUGCACUCAAGAAACAUCAGGAGUGCAGUCCCUCCGUCAUCGGAUCAUGCAGCUCAUCCCAAAAUGCAAGUGCAAAGGCCAUUCGUUGAUUGGCCCGAGAGUGCCACAGAACUUUGUGCGACUACAAGACUUGAUUUUGCAUCUUGUCCACGCCAGAGGACAUGAACCACCAAGAAUCUUGAAAAUGGCCAGCAUCCGAAAGCUCAUUCAGGACAAUGAAUUACUCAUGGAUGAUACUGAGCUUGAACAAGCCAUUAGGUUCAUGAGUGAAGCAGGAGUCCUCAUCCAUGUUGAUCAUCCAGCUUGCCAGUUGGACGAUCUCCUUUUUGUUGAUCCCCUGUGGGUGUUCCAUUUGUUUGCUCAUUUGGUGACAAGAAAAGACAGUAAGAACACCAAUGGCAUCCUUGGUUUGGAGGAUCUCGAGAAAUUGGUCAGAGAUGGAAGUUGUGUAGUUAACCUGACUCCCGAUCUCAUGCCACAGAUACUAAAGCUGCUUGAACACUACUGCAUUGUUCUCCCACUGAGAGACGACAAGUACCUUUUGCCAUCUUUGCUCAGCAAUAAACAACCCUCAAUCAAGAUUCCAAACCCGGGACGUAAUGUGUUCGUGAGCCGCGAGUACAACCUGGCUUAUCUACCCCCCAGUUUCUGGCCGCGCCUUAUUGCAAGAGUCCAGACUUUCGUGGUGGACUUGUAUAUGGACCACAGGGUCCACUUGGAGAGCCCGCGUGAACCACAGGUCCAACAGUGGAAUGAAGGUGUCUUCGUCUACUGGACAGAGCAGGCAUUCUUUGUCAUAUCGCACGGUUUGACCAAUCCCUGUGCGGACACUGUGGUGAUUACAACGCCAAGUACAAAGCAUGGAGCAAGAAUUCUCGCACACGUGGUUGAUCAUUUGGACACGCUGCUGGAGGAAUGGUUUCCAGACUUGUGGGGAGUGGAUCCACAGGAAGGGCUACCUCUUGUCAAGAAGCAGGCUGUUUGUCCUGUGUGCAAGGGAGAAGACACUCAUACUUUCGCCCUUGACACCAUAGCUAGGGCGAGUGACAAUGAAUACAUCAUGUGCCCCAACACGAAACUGCUGGUGUCGCUGCGUCAGAUAGCGCCUGAUGUGGUCCUGGAAGAUGUCGGUGAACAGUUCAAAAUUGAAGAGAGUAAACUGGUGCUGGAUACAACGCGUACCUCACUGCUUGGAGACGGCAGCUAUGGCGCGGUGUACAGGGCUCUCUAUGAUGGAAAGUCUGUUGCCGCCAAGGUGUUUCAUUCCGGAAAUGAGUGCAAUCCUCACACGUCACUUCGACAGGAAGUCAUGUUCCUACGGAAGCUGCGCCAUCUGAGUGUUAUUACCAUGGUGGGCGUUUGUGUGAAGCCGUGGUCUCUUAUAAUGGAGCUGGCUCCACUGGGAUCACUGAGUACGCUCCUAAACAGAGGGCAGGCGCUCAGCAAAGGAAUCCAGCACAGAAUUGCCUUACAGGUUGCAGAAGGCCUCACAUUCUUACACCAUCACAUGAUCGUGUACCGUGAUCUAAAACCCCACAACAUCCUUAUCUUCUCCCUUUCUCUCACAAACUUGAUCAACGCCAAGAUAUCUGAUUACGGCAUCGCUCGGUAUGCCACUCGUUGCGGUCUGACCGCCACUGAAGGUACGCCGGGCUAUCGAGCACCCGAAAUUGCUCGCGGAGACAUCGCCUACAACAUGGAAGUCGAUAUGUAUUCGUUUGGCAUGUUCCUGUACGAGCUCGUGACUGGAGGAACCAAGCCGUUUGAAGACUUGCGUUUCCGCCACGAGCUGGAUGCAGCCGUGUUGAAAGGACGGGCCUUAGAUCCUAUCACGUCAUCAGACUGCCCUCCCUGGCCAGACAUGGCGGAUCUUAUUGCGCAUGCUCUUGAGCCUCAGCCGCAUAGAAGAGCUACCGCUGAACAGGCCUACUCGCGCUUGUGUGACCCCGAGCUGAUCUGUUUGAAGCGUGACAUUGCCGUGUCCAAGGGACAGACAGUAGAGUGCAUGACCGUUCGUCACUUUGAAGAAAAAGACACACCUAAAGUGGAGGUGUGGGUGGGCAGUGGACAGUCGGAUAACUUCAGUGGUCAGGUCACCAUUAUCGACCUGUCAGACAAUGGAGUGGAGGGCUGCACGGGCACAUUUAUCCGAGACAGACGGGUGAAGAGUAUCGUAGCAGUGAAUGACGACACCGUGUUGGCCGGCACGCAGUCUGGGAAAAUCUGGGUUUUUGACGCGUGGAAUCACAAGUGCCAGUUCUCCCUUCCUCAGCUUCCUGACGCGGUUCUCUGUUUGAGGCACUACAAGGAUGGAGCCAAUGACGUGAACGUGGACGUUGUACUGGCAGGACUCGCUAACGGUCAGUUAGCUGUUUAUCACACACACAGUGUCAAGAAAGAAGAUGCUCAACCCAAGUUUUUUGACCUGUGUCACAGCAAGAUCAUUGGAGAUGCCACCUGUGAGGAUUGUCAAGCCCAUCCCUUGGCUUGCACGGCUGUUGGCAGAAAGAGGUUGUUCUGCGGGUGCGGUAACGAAAUAGUCGUUCUCAGAAUAAAGAAGAACUCGGAAAUUGAGAUCGAGCGUCGAUGGUUUGUCGAGGACAGAGCAAAGGGACUUGUUUUGAACAUCGCUGUGGGCUCAACGUUUGUUUGGAUAUCAACUCGUGAUAGUCCGGUGAUCGAGUGCUGGGAUUUCUCCAAAACUAAAUUCCUUGGCUCUGUUGACUGUCUGACAAUUCUCAGGGACAGCGGCUACACUGGUGACUUACGCGAAACACGCGUUGUCAGCCUUCUCCUGUCGCACAAAAUUCUCUGGGUAGGACUGGGCACUGGUCACGUGGUUCUCGUAGAUCCUUCAACACGAAAACACUUGACCCUUAUCCACCGUCACGUGUCCGCAGUGAGGUGUAUGGCAGACACACGGGGUCCUACAUCGCCCAAGUCUACUUCAUUAGUGUUGACCGGGGGUAUGGGGUUCAUCGAGAGGCAUGGUUGCGAGUGGAAGAGGCCUAACUCCGAGUUCGGUUAUACACUUGUGUGGGAGGCAGACUUCAUGGAACAGGCCAAGCAUCUUGACAGCCACAUACGUAGAAGGAGGGAACUGUCAAACACGUUAGGGGAAAUAAAGUACAAUUGAAAACAAGUCCUUCAUGCCCCGCCGUGCAAGUGCAUUUACAAGUCCUCGUUGUCUUGUUUUUUGAUCAUGAUAUUAUAAAACUUAAUAAAGUAAUCAAUAAUAACGAAUUGAUUCGAAAAAUAUGUAGAACUUCAUAUCCUUUGUUGAUAGCACCACUGAGUUUGUUUUGUACUAAUAUAAAAAUGAUUACAAGGUGAGAGCUUUUAUUGAGUGAUUGUUUUUCAGAUUGCUUUUAAAGAACACUAUUGUUAGGCUUUUUCAUGGACAUUUAAGAUGAGAUUUGAUUACUGUGAUGUAAAUGUUACUGGCCAACCUUUUUUAAUUUUAGGAUACGAAGGUGCUGUGUAAAAAAAAUCGUUUUUAGAAUUAGGAAGUUGCACUUGAUCAUCACUGUACCAGUGGUAUCAGAGUUGUGUUUUAAAUGGUUGCUUUAGAGAAUUGAAAAUGAACCAAACUUAUCUGAAUUUUUCUCGGUUAUAAAAUAGAAAAAAAGAAGGAAUGAUUGGCAGAAAUAAUUAUAGCUAAACUUGCGAUGUGUAGUGAAAUUGUGCAACAAAAAGCUACGGGAUCCAUACAAGAUAGAUUACCUUAUUAUUAAAUAGGAAAAAGAAAGGAAUAAUUGAAAUGAUGAAAUCAAUGAAAUAGUUAGAGCUCAACUUGUGUUGUGUAUAUGAAAUUGCAUAGAAAAUAGUAACAAAAAAAACCUACAGGAUCCAUACAAAAUAAUAAAUAUUGUAUAGAUAAAUAGACAUUAAAAGAUAUCUAUAAAUUCAGUUCACGUUGA